Molecule: messenger RNA, 3305 nt
Organism: Oncorhynchus tshawytscha (Chinook salmon)
Lineage: Eukaryota; Metazoa; Chordata; Actinopteri; Salmoniformes; Salmonidae
Gene: rbm41
Product: RNA binding motif protein 41
Exons: 6
Coding region: 1766-3088 (440 amino acids)
Biological process (GO): mRNA splicing, via spliceosome
Cellular component (GO): U12-type spliceosomal complex
Molecular function (GO): pre-mRNA intronic binding; U12 snRNA binding
Source: RefSeq, a predicted model, not a curated record
UAUGACUCGUCAUGCGUGUGAGGACGGCCCAGUCUUGGAGGAACAGGAGACAGAGGGACAGAGACAGCUCCACAGUCUCCUCCUACAGCAGUUAGACACAGAUGUCAACAUAGAUAGUACGGACUCGGGAGAGGCGAAGGUCGAGAGCCGUGCGUCCUCCGAAACACAACCCAGCCAAGCUGCAAUGCUUCUUGACACAAAGCCCGCUUAACCCGGAAGCCAGCCGCACCAAUGUGUCGGAGGAAACACGUACACUGGCCAUCGUGUCGAAACCCCGUACACCCUGCUUCCGGACCGCCACAGGAGUCACUAGUGCGCGAUGGAACAGAAACAUCCCUCCCAGCCAAACUCUCCCCUAACCCGGACGACGCUGGGCCAAUUGUGCGCCGCCCCAUGAGGCUUCCGGUCGCGGCCGGCUGCGACACAACCUUGACUCAAGUCCAGAAUCUCUAGUGGCACAGCUGGCACUGCGACGUAGCCUAGAUUGGAUUUAUCAAGUUUUUCUACCAACUGAAAGCUGAAAGCACUUUACAUAGUAAGGGGGAAACUCACCUCAUCAUACUGUUUCUUUUCUUAUACAGCAUUACAAUAGCAAGUUGCAACAGCCACACUAUUUACAUAUUCUUUUUACACCCUAAGUCAGGACUGACAGUUCACUUGUCACAUAGGAUUUAUGGUAUUUAUGUUAUGUCGCCUGUAAAAGACAAUGAGGUAAUGUUACUAUGACUUUCAAACCAGCCUAUUUUUACCACCUUUUUACCAUUAUAAGCCUAUUAUACCUCACAUGCCGGAACCGGUGAUGAGUGCACAGGAGUAGAGCAAGAUGUGGGUAGGUGUUUCUUAUUUAAAAAAUCCAUUGAAUAUACACCAUCACAAAGAUCUGUUAUUCAUUUGUUGAGGCAGGCCCUUAGAAAACAUUAUAAGACUAAUACAAUGUAUUUUCACAAGAAUAGCAUAUUGAGUUUGUUACUUGUCUGCGCAGCCUAUGAAAUAACAUUUGAAAUGUUAGUUUGUUCAUUAAACAGACAAGAUAACCUUACAUUCCCCUGCCAUAAUCACAGUCAAACAUAUGUUUUAUAGAAAGAAUAUAACAGAAUAAAAUCUAAAUAAUAUUUUUGCCACACAACUUCAGUGUCUCAUGGGAACGUGUGGAACCGCUGUCAUAUAACAAAAAGUGAUAUUUUGAAACAGCCCAAAGUGACUAUGUGCUUUCAAAACCGUUGUAUCUGUUCUUUCCGAUAAAGUAAAUAAAUAAAUGAAAAUCUGAUCUGGAUGAACCUCUGCAAUGAUUUGAAAAAGUCCCUUUUUUGAUCCAUGUUUAAUAUUGUUUUCUAUACCCUCCCUUCGCUUUAAGGAGCGUCGGGUGUUAAAUUUGGAGUAUCUUAAUCCUGAUAGCCUGCCGAUAGAAAAUAAUAUCAAUCUAUAAUUUCAAAAGUAUGUGAGACUUGUGUUUAUAUUUCACAACUUCUGUGGGCUUAUGGGAGUUGCCUAUACGCGAUUGAGCAAAAUAGUAGGCCUCCACUUAAUUUAGGCUACAUUAUUGCAUGUUAACCCUGAAAUGAUCAAGGCAUGAGAACUAAAUGAUUAAGAAUUGCUGCUCCCAAAAUGAAAUCUUAUUAUCUAGUUAGAGACAGACUCAGACCUCUCAUUCAGAGAGACCACACGGAUGUAGAGAUCUCUCAUGUGUUGUCUCAGAUGUGUUAUCUACUUAGAGACAGACUCAGACCUCUCAUUCAGAGAGACCACACGGACGUAGAGAUCUGUCAUGUGUUGUCUCAGAUGUGUUGCCAAGAGGAAGUGUUUUGCCCCUGCUGCGCUGUACAAGCCAUUUGGGGAGCAGGCUGCCGGGGUGAGGAGUCUAUCCCAGUUCCAGGCUUUACAGGACGGGGAGAGUGAGCUGGCCAGUCUCAGGGAGCUGGGGCUCACAGACCUGGAGGUAGAACUGUGGCUCAACAGAAACCAGCCAGAGAACACUGAGAAGGGUCAUGGGGUGUGUGUGGCCCCCGGGGUGCGGCAGCAGCGUCUUCUGGUGAUCCAGGACAAGAUGGAUGCCAGGUUAGAGCUCAUUUCCCGCCCACAGCGCUUCUCUGCCAGCCUACCCCUGUCCCGCAGAGAGAUGGAGAUAGAGAAGGCCCUGUUCCAGGGCAAUGACCGCCUGGGCUUCCUCACUGCACUCUAUCAUCAAGAGGAAGAUACCCAAGCUGACCAGCAGGGGGCAUCUUCCUCAAACCCCCUGGACUCCCUAUACAGAGAUGUCCUAAGUGAUAGGCGAAAACACACGUCUGUGUCUGUAUCAGAGGACUCUGAGCUGAAAACCACAGGACACUCAUCUCUACCUCAGCCUGAACCACAAACUGACUUUGAGAAAUCACAGAGCUCAUGGAAAAGCACUGACCAAUCACAAGUCCAGCUUGACUGUAGAUCUGAUCCAUUGAGAAGUGGGAUCAAGGACUCUGACCAAUCAACUACAAUGGACACUUCUGGCCAAUCACAAGAUCAGGACAGAUCUGUACACAAGCAAUUGUCAGCUCCAAAGAAGAUAAAUGUGAGCCAGCCAAUUGGGAGUCUGUGUAGUGUGGCAAAGGCGGGGCCUGGGGGUCCGGUGAUGGUGCGGGGCGAGGUAGAGGAGGUUCCAGAGGAAGAGAUUCAGCAGAACCGGGAAACAGAGGAAGGGAUCCGGAGCAUACCACGGUUCCACAACUACCAGCCAGGGAAACCAUCAAAGGUGCUGUGUGUGAAGAACCUGAGUGCCCGUGCCUCUGUGGCCCAGCUGGUGGCGCUAUUCUCCAGGUUUGAUUGUGACAUCACCCAGCCUGUUGUCUACCGCCUACUCACUGGCAGACUGAAGGGACACGCCUUCAUCACACUAUCAGACACCGAAACGUCCCAGAGAGCCUUGGAGAUGGUGAACGGUUACCGGUUGCUAGGGAAACCUUUGGUGAUCGAGUUUGGCCUAGAGCGGAGGGAUGAGAAGAAACCAAAAACGGAACGGGAAGAGGAGAAAACGAGAGAAUGUAGUGUACCAUCUCUAUCUAACCCCAGUACUACAGACACUAGAUACUACGACAGGACUUCAACACACAAAUAAGAGAGAGAAACAGACCGACCACAUACAUAUGUGGUCAAAGGAGGAGUGUGACUCUUCAAUGACUGAGGUUUGACAUUUCUGCUCCUUGUACCAUUUGUUGUGUGAAGGUCGAUAAACGUGGAUUAAUUUGUAUUUUUGUCCUGGAUGUUAAGUGUUUUUUUUUGUAUGAUCAUAGGCUGUGUUUGGAAUGUGAAGUAUUAAAAAUCUGUUCUCUGCA